This is a messenger RNA of Apus apus (common swift), 882 nucleotides long. RefSeq names its product basic helix-loop-helix family member a9 (gene BHLHA9). The transcript has 2 exons. NCBI's taxonomy places the organism in Eukaryota, Metazoa, Chordata, Aves, Apodiformes, Apodidae. Gene Ontology annotation, biological process: developmental process; regulation of transcription by RNA polymerase II. Gene Ontology annotation, molecular function: DNA-binding transcription factor activity, RNA polymerase II-specific; protein dimerization activity; RNA polymerase II transcription regulatory region sequence-specific DNA binding. The record is from RefSeq and is a predicted model, not a curated record. The coding region runs from base 1 to 882 and encodes 293 amino acids.
AUGGAUGAGGAGGAUGCUGUUCACCCCGGAGGCUUCGACCCCCGGUUCCUCCGUCCCCAGCUGCGGGUCUCCCCGGAGGAGCUGCGGGCCGGGGGCCGGCAGGGAGGCAGGACCACAGCAGCACCUCUCCUGCUCCCCUUCGCCGCAGUCAUGUCGGGAGCAGCACCAGAGCCCAACAGCUCGGAAGAGGAGCUGGAAGUGAGGGGUGCCUCCCAGGAGUGCUACGGGCAGGAUCUGUGGGUUCCCCAGGGCAGGGAAGCAGCUGCCUGCCUGGGGGACACCGAAGAGAUGAAGGUGAGGAAGAGGAGCAGGCCGGCACGCUCCAAGGCCAGGAGGAUGGCUGCCAACGUCAGGGAGCGCAAGAGGAUCCUGGAUUACAACCAAGCCUUCAACGCCCUGCGGCUGGCCCUCAAACACGACCUCGGGGGCAAAAGGCUUUCCAAAAUCGCUACCCUCCGGCGAGCCAUCAACAGGAUCACGGCUCUGUCCCUGUCCCUGCACGGCACCGGGCGCUGCUGGUCCUGCACCCACUCCGAGUGCCGCGGCCGGGCCGGGGUCCCUGGGCGGGAUCCGGGGAUGAAGGGCGGUCGCCCCCAGCUCCCCUGGGAGCCCGGUUCUGCGGGCACUGCCGCCUUGCAGCGCUACCCUCCGGCUCCGCUCUGCGCCGGGUUUUCCUGCGAGAGGCAGCUCCAGCACUGCCAGAGCCCGAAGGAGGAUGGCUCCGUGCCCAGCCCUGCCUAUUGCUCCAGCGGGACCCAGCCCCCCGGGCUCCGAGGCCAGCAGAGACCCGUGAGCCUGCAAGAUCCCCUGGCUGAGGCAGUUCCCUGGCAGCUGGGCUAUUGCCAGAGCUGGGGACACCAGCAGUGCCACCCCAUCCACUGA